AUGAACUCGGGAGUGACUAUUCAGGCGUUUACAGUUCACGAUGUUCGUUUCCCAACCAAUGUGACGGGAGAUGGUACCGAUGCAAUGAAUACCGAAUGCGAAUAUUCAGCGGCCUAUAUAGAAUUCACCACCUCUUCUUCUCUUCGAGGACAAGGAAUGACCUUCACCAUUGGAAGGGGUAACGAAAUUGUCUGUUACGCUAUCGAACAGGUGGCAAAGCGAGUGGUGGGGAUGGACAUCGAGGGGAUAUUUGCCGAUAUGGGAACGUUUUGGAAUUUCUUGGUCAGUGAUCCUCAACAUCGAUGGCUAGGUCCGGAAAAGGGAGUGAUACAUCUCGCCACGGCUGCUAUUUCCAAUGCUAUAUGGGAUAUGUACGCCAAAGCGAGAGAAAAGCCGUUAUGGAAGUUGAUAUGUGAUUUUACCCCAGAAGAAUUCGUCAAAUCAGUCUCGUGGAGAUACAUCACCGAUGCUCUCACCCCUUCUGAAGCUCUGUCAAUGCUGAAGGAGAAAGAAUCGGGUAAGAAAGCUAGAGAACUUGAUGUACUCGAACGUGGUUAUCCGGCUUAUACUACCAGUGUCGGGUGGUUAGGAUACUCAGACGAAAAAGUAGAACGUCUCACGAAAGAAGCCCUAGCUCAAGGGUUCAACCACUUUAAGCUCAAAGUCGGGUCAGACAGGGAAGACGAUCUCCGACGUGGGAUGUUGUUGAGGAGUAUCAUUGAUGAUCCUGCUAAUAUCCCCUCUGGAAGGGCGCCAGUGGACCCGAAGACUAUAGAAGGAAAGAAUGCCGGACCGACGGGCUGUGUUUUGAUGGUUGAUGCUAAUCAAGUAUGGGACGUACCACAAGCUAUAGAUUAUAUGAGACAUCUUCAACCUCUCAAACCAUGGUUCAUCGAGGAACCCACAGCUCCAGAUGACGCAGUUGGACAUUCCGUCAUAAGAAAAGCUCUCCGACCAUUAGGAAUAGGAGUAGCUACCGGUGAACAUGCUCAUAAUCGGAUCAUGUUCAAACAACUCCUUCAAUUAAACGCUAUAGACGUUUGUCAAAUAGAUUCAUGUCGACUUGGAGGUGUAAACGAAGUUUUAGCUGUUUUAUUAUUAUCUUCUAAAUUUGAUAUACCUGUUUGUCCACAUGCAGGAGGAGUAGGUUUAUGUGAAUAUGUUAUUCACCUAAGUUUGAUAGAUUAUAUUUCCGUUUCUGGUAAAAUGGAUAGAAACGUACUUGAAUAUGUAGAUCAUUUACAUGAACAUUUCAAAUAUCCAGUAUCGAUAAAUUCAAAUGGUAGAUACAACGUACCUACCGAUCCUAAAGGUGGUUAUUCGAUAGAAAUGUUUCCCCAAUCUAUGAUGGAUUACACCUUUCCUCAUGGGACAUACUGGGCUCAAGCUUUGAAAGGAGAAUAA
Molecule: messenger RNA, 1404 nt
Organism: Tremella mesenterica DSM 1558
Lineage: Eukaryota; Fungi; Basidiomycota; Tremellomycetes; Tremellales; Tremellaceae
Exons: 14
Coding region: 1-1404 (467 amino acids)
Biological process (GO): amino acid catabolic process; carbohydrate catabolic process
Molecular function (GO): magnesium ion binding; L-fuconate dehydratase activity
Source: RefSeq, a predicted model, not a curated record